Messenger RNA from Cannabis sativa, 2088 nucleotides. RefSeq lists its product as uncharacterized. The transcript has 7 exons. Bases 471 to 2015 code for a protein of 514 amino acids. The record is from RefSeq and is a predicted model, not a curated record. Lineage: Eukaryota; Viridiplantae; Streptophyta; Magnoliopsida; Rosales; Cannabaceae.
UAGAUCUCCCUAUAAAAUACUAGAACUAGCCAAAGGGAUUACCCUUUGGCUAGUAACAACUAAAUUAUAGCAUUCUACUUCAUAAUCUUCAAAGGAUCCCUAUUCCUUACUUUUACCCUUUUAAAAUCAAACCUCCCAACCCUCCCCUCUCACCAACCAUCAUCAUAAAAUCUAGUAAAAAGAGUCAAACCCACACCACGCUCAGAUCUGAGCUCAGGACCUCGCCGACGUCGUCCUGCAAGCCCAUCGCCGAUGAGCCAAUCAGCUCUCACCAGCAACACUCCGUCCUUCAAACCCUCCUAGCUCGUUCUCUCUCGAUCGAUACCAUUAAUGGAGCAUCUCGACCAACCGGUCGCAGGCUAGUCACCAACGGUUAAUUAGCCGAACGAGACCAUGGAAGGCCAUAUCCUCUUUCGUCUCUUUUUGUCCGAUCUGAGUUUGGGUAUGGUUUGAUUUUGAUAUUGAUUCCAAUGUGCGAGAAAAAAAGAAAGGACAGCAAAACGGAAAUGAUUGAGGGGAUGAGAAAGUUAUGGCAGCCAUGUACGACUAGAUCAUCACCUCUUUUCCUUUUCAUCUUCUUCCUUUUCACUGCCGCUUUAAUAUUCUCCACGCGCUUCUUCGACACCACCGAAAUUUUAAGUAACCUGCCUUUCCACAGCCUUCCACCACCUCAAAAUCACACAAAACUCAAUAUUCCAGUCAAUUGUACUGCUUAUGGUAACAUAGGCACUUGCCCCUCAAAUCAUUCCACUGCUUACAAUCCAUAUCUAGAUCAAGAUCGUCCAUUGUCACCAACAUGUCCAGAAUACUUUCGUUGGAUUUAUGAAGACUUAAAGCCAUGGGCUCAAACAGGUGUAACAAGAGACAUGGUAGAGCGAGCCGAAAGUAUGGGCCUUGCUAACUUUAGACUCGUCAUAGUAAAAGGCAAGGCCUAUGUGGAGUAUUAUAGGCAUUCUUUUCAAACUAGAGAUAUUUUUACUCUGUGGGGGAUCUUACAGCUGUUAAGGAGAUACCCAGGUAGAGUCCCUGAUUUGGACCUUAUGUUCAAUUGUGGUGAUCUACCAAUCGUUCAGUCAGCAGUAUUUAGUGGGCCCAAUGCCCCAAUACCACCUCCAGUGUUUAAUUAUUGUAAAGAUAAUACUACACUUGACAUUGUCUUCCCAGAUUGGUCUUUUUGGGGUUGGCCUGAGAUAGACAUAAAGCCAUGGACACCAUUGUUGAAAGAAAUUAAGGAAGGUAACAAGAUGAAAAAAUGGGUGGAGAGAGAACCUUAUGCUUAUUGGAAAGGAAACUCACAUGUUACUCGCAAUAGACGAGAUCUUUUCAAAUGUAAGGCUUCUUUAUUUUAUGACUGGAAAGCUCGUCUUUAUGCUCAAGAUUGGAAUCGAGCAGCAAGGCGUGGAUACAAGAGAUCAAAUUUAGCUGACCAAUGCACUCAUAGGUUUAAGAUUUAUAUUGAAGGGAAUGCUUGGUCUGUUAGUCAUAAAUACAUUCUUUCAUGCAAUUCAGUUACAUUAACUGUAAAACCACGUUACUAUGAUUUUUUCGCUCGAGGCUUGAUUCCGAGGCACCAUUAUUGGCCGAUCAAAGUUAAUGACAAGUGUAGAUCGAUUAAAUAUGCUGUUGACUGGGGCAAUUUUCACCAAAAAGAGGCACAAGAAAUUGGAGAACAAGGGAGUAAAUUCAUUGAAGAAGAGUUGAAAAUGGAUUAUGUGUAUGAUUUCAUGCUUAAUAUUCUAAUUGAAUAUGCCAAACUCUUAAAAUAUAAGCCCACUAUACCCCCACGAGCUACUGAACUUUGUUACGAGACAAUGGCUUGCCAAGCAGAUGGCAUAGCACAAGAAUUUAUGAUGGAAUCAAUGGAGAAGGCUCCCACAGACACUGUCCCUUGCACAAUGCCACCUCCUUAUAAUGUUUCAUCUUUAGCGUCUUUUCUUGAGAGAAAAGAUAUUUUAAUUAAAGAAGUAGAGUUAUGGGAAAAGAAGUAUCAAGAUAAUCAAAACUGGAAUCCAUAGAUUUUUUUUUUGUUUGUAAUACAUACAUAUUUUUUUGACAUACAAAUAAAACAUGAUAGAUUUUUAUUGGGGA